GUGGCCCAGGGAUAAAGCUCCUGGCUCCCUUCCAUGAUUAGACCAGAACGGCAGAAUACUUUACCACCAGGUCAGAACUUGGUUAAGAAGGGGCAUCUGCAAACAGUCAGAUCCAUUAACUACCAGAACUCGGAUGAAUGAAUAUCUUCUUUGACGCUCAUCUCAACUCGUAAAGAACAUGGAUGCCAUGAAGGAAGAGGACAUCUAUGACUUUCUACCAGAGCAUUUGUCUGCAGACAUGAAGGAGGAGGACAUCUAUGACUUUCUACCAGAGCAUUUGUCUGCAGACAUGAAGGGUAGUGGUACUUGGACACCAACGUGCAAAGAAGAACCGUGUUUGUCGCAUGAAAUUAAAGGAGAGAAGUUUCAAGUCAUGGAAUGUAAUGGUCAUGAGACCACUUCUGAAAUUCAACCAUCAGCUCCAUCACAACAGGCAUUAUCUCUGAAGGCGAUUAAAGAGGAGGACAUUUAUGAUUUCCUCCCAGAGCAUUUGUACAGAACUAAGGAGGAAGAGAAUGAAACUGACACAUUGGACAUGAAAGAAGAAGCCCUGGACAUGAAAAAGGAACCAGAGUCUUCUCGAAUGGAACACAAUGCACACUUGGCUCCAACAGGUGAACACCAGGCAGCUCAUAAUAACACAGACCAACACCAGUGCCCCACAUGUGGGAAAGGAUUUGCAUUGAAGGAAUAUCUCAAACAACACCAGAGAAUUCAUACUGGGGAAAGGCCUUACCAGUGUGCAACAUGUGGAAAAGACUUUGCCAGGAAAGCUAACCUCAAACGGCAUCAAAUAACUCAUACUAGGGAAAAACCAUUUCAGUGUUCAACAUGCAGUGCAGCCUUUUCACGAGGCAGCCACUUAGCUGUUCACCAGACAAUACAUACUGGGGAAAGGCCUUACCGGUGUAGUACAUGUGGAAAGGGCUUUGCCAGGAAAGUUGACCUCAUCACCCAUCAGAGAAACCAUACUGGAGAAAAGCCUUACCAGUGUGACAGAUGUGGAAAAGGCUUUAUAAGGAAAAGUAUUCUCAACAGGCAUCAGAGAACACAUACUGGAGAAAAGCCUUACCAGUGUACUACAUGUGGAACAUAUUUUACACGUAAAGAUAACCUCAUCACCCACCAGGAAAUGCACAUUGAGAGCAACUAACAGCAGUGCAAAAGUCUGUGAAGAGCAUCUGCAAGUUGAGACUGGAGAACAAGACCUGUUGCACUGUUUACCAUCUGCAUG
Molecule: messenger RNA, 1234 nt
Organism: Engraulis encrasicolus (European anchovy)
Lineage: Eukaryota; Metazoa; Chordata; Actinopteri; Clupeiformes; Engraulidae
Product: zinc finger protein 239-like
Exons: 2
Coding region: 179-1153 (324 amino acids)
Biological process (GO): regulation of transcription by RNA polymerase II
Molecular function (GO): DNA-binding transcription factor activity, RNA polymerase II-specific; RNA polymerase II cis-regulatory region sequence-specific DNA binding
Source: RefSeq, a predicted model, not a curated record